Molecule: messenger RNA, 4327 nt
Organism: Annulohypoxylon truncatum
Lineage: Eukaryota; Fungi; Ascomycota; Sordariomycetes; Xylariales; Hypoxylaceae
Exons: 1
Coding region: 547-4281 (1244 amino acids)
Source: RefSeq, a predicted model, not a curated record
GACUGAAAAGACUAUCAGCCGCCACAGCGGUGGGCUAGGAAUUGGGUUCUAUUUUAUCACUAUCACCUUUUUUUCUUCAUACCUACUUUUGCUUUUUAUCUACAUGGUAAGGAGCAGCUUACCGCGUUGAUCUAGCUGCUUGCUUGCUUCUUGCUUACCUUCUUUUAUAUGGACUCUCCUUCUAUGCCGGAUUUGCUAUAUUUGUUAUCUCUGCUUUAUCGCAACCAUAUCUUGUCAGAUCCGAGUCUAAGUAGCCAGUAGUCUUCCUACUUCUCCAUCUGUCCUAAUUCUUCUACCUUGUCUCGUUUAAAAUCUGCGUCGAAAGCGUCUAUGCUCUGCGUAUCUUGUUUUAUAUGAGCUAUUUACUUGAGAAUAUCCGACGACAACGACGACGACGCAUAUGUACGACCUAUUACCACGUUUAACGACUCGCCUUAUGUUGUACAUGCUCCGCGACGGUGGCUGUAUUUGAGAAAUAUAUUCUUUUCCGUCUGAUUAGUUUGGGGAAUUUGGAAUGAGAUAAUAUAUCGAGUGGCGCUCCAAAAUAUGGCUGUAAUGUACGACGAAGUCCCCCAACACGAUAACGAUGACGACGAUCGAAACCACGGCGAGUCGCCUUCGAUGUCACUUUCUCCGGCACUCUCAUCGUCGCCCAUGCCUUUCCUCCCAUCCGUCGAGUCGACUUUUACUCCUUUAUCGAUGAACAGCGAAUUCUACUCAGGAGUAGGCUUAGGGACUGAAGGUGGAGAGGUCCGCGAUUUGGUCGGGAGCAAUUCUCAAAAGAGGGAGAGCCACAAAAAGGCCGACAGCACGGCCACGAUAAGGACCAGGGUUAGCGUUAGCAUCGGCAGCAUGGUCCAAUCAUUGACGCCAGCACGAGCCACCGGUAACCAUCGUAACGAAUACGGUCUCGUGUCUCCUGAUACCGCACCCUCUUCCCCUUCUUUUAGCCCAAUCCCAGACAAACCUAGUCCGAGUCUAGAAUCCAUCCAAGUCCUUAAGAGAGACCUGACUUCUAAAUAUGCUGAAAUUAAUCAACGCGACUCGAAAGCACCGGGUAGCAUCCCGGUAGGGGAGUCGCAGAUAAAGGAUAUAUCGCAUCAACAUCAACACCAGCAAGAUUCCCAACAUCCCUUUAUAGUCAAACCGAAACCACUUGUUCGUACUGCGUCUACGAAAAGCGUAUCUCUACGUCAUCCUACACCCGAUUUGAAUACGCGGUCAUCGUCCUACGCAACUAAUAUCGCCCAGUUGGAGGCUACGGCUGAGAAGCUUUCGAUGACAUCGUCCAUCGAGGACGCCAUUCGUGAUCUACAUGAAGAACAGAAACGCAACGAUAGCCGAAGAUCCUCAAUCCUAGCUGCAAGCAUAGGCUCAAUCCCUGAGAAUAACGAAGCUGUCUCCUUCCCUGCUACGAAGCCCUUGUCCACUGCUGGCUCCAUUUUCGAAACUAAUAGUGCUGCACGCUACGGUGGUUACUCACCAGCCGGUUUUGUUAUGUCGCCAAACCCUUCUCUGCUGUCUAAUCCAACACGGAUGAGGUCCGGCUCGGGUCCGCUGUCGAGACCAGAGUCCGAAGUUGGCAACGUCAUGUCGAGACAUGGUCCCGGAAAGAGUUCUGUACGAAGCGCCAAGUCAACUUCCAAGCCGACUUUGACGGACAUUGCUGAGAUGGAGCCUACCACUCUUACCCCGGCGGCUAUGGAUGAGGCAGACAGGUUGGCUGAGAAGCCGGAGGUAGACGAGACGUUACAUAUACCACCGAUGGAGGAUGUUGAUCUUACUCCUAACGCCGAGCAAUAUGGAACCUACGAUUACUGGGACCAAGCUGUUGCCGAGGCGCAAAAUGACAAUAGACAACAUGGUAAUAAUGGCAGACCUCCGACUCCUACCGGGUCAACGGGCACUUACGAGCAGGCGGAGAGAGCCUUUGCUGACUUUGACGGAGCUCAUUGUCCGUCUGACGUCGAUGCAGAGGAGUCCUUAUUCUUGCCCUCGCUCAACGGUCCAUCUACAGAUGUCGCUUUCCUGCGACCCUUUGAUCUGGAUCCAUCGAGGGGUGAUGAUGAAGUGGGUAAUUCAAGGCCUACCAUAUCAGGACCAGUCGGCCCACCGACCGUUAGGCCAAAGUCCUACUUAGAUCCUGAAACCGGCAACACCAUGCUUUACUACCCGGCGCGAGUCCCGUUGAUGCUCAAUCUCCCGCAGAAACUGUCUAAGAAACCGAAGUCGGAAUCCCGGGAUGCACGUAGGUCACAGCUCCCGGACAAGUUAACCGGAGUUGAUCACAAAUCUGGUGCCGGUUGGUUACCAGAGUAUCUACCAGAGCCUGCGUUCGAGCCUUUAGGGUCGAAAUCCGAAUCAAGCAUCCCUGCACCUCUUACUGGUACCGACGCCGAGUCGCAGAUGCGACCUGCUUCGGAUGGUCAAAACGAGUUCCAGGUCCAGCCCCAAUCUGACCAGGCACAAGCAGACGACGCUGCUCGUAAGUCUCGCGUAUCUAUGCUUGAUUCCGAAAAGCGAAAGUCGAAGGUGCCUAACCUAGACGGGCUACCGCCGCAAUUACGUGCCAGUGCCUUUUUCGACCUUCCUUCCGAGCUACCUACGAUCCAGCUCAAAGAUGGAUCUGCAAUGGCUACUUUGGACAGUAUUCUAGACGCAUCCGCUAAGGCGCCUGUUUCGGCCUUCACGGACCACGCCUUUGCAGGAUCCUUAGGAUCAGAAGUUUAUGGAACUGAUAAGAAACGCAAGUCACACCUUAAGCGUGCGAGCGCUACUGAUUUGUUAGAGCCCAAGAAGCGCAGUUCGUUUUUGCACCUCAGAAAACCAAGCGCUCUUGGUAAACAUUCGGAAUCCCCAGAAGAGCGACGCAAUACUAUUGCUGGAGGCACGGGAAUGGACGAGAUCAUGAAACACGGGGGCGAACAAGAUGAAGCGAAACAACGGCUGUCCGGCUCUGUGGAGGGCGACGCAGUGCCUAAGCCAGCCGAAGAAGAAGAAGAUGAAAGCGAAGAGGAACCGCUCUAUAAUGGCCCCCCAACAACUUUGUUAGCCGAGCUCCAGAUUCGAAAGCAGCAGCAGAAGCUUCGCACUCGACCUGUCGCUACGGCUUAUCCUAAUGGUAUGCACUCCACACUACUCGAAAUGGAUACCGUUGCCCAGAUUGAGCACAACGCCCGCAAAGGCAAAAAAGUAAAUCUUGCUUGGGAGGAUCCGAAUACAGGUCCAGCCGAUGAUUCGGACGAUGAAGAUACACCAUUAGGGUUGCUCGCGGUCGCAAGGGGGCAAGGCAACGACAUAGCAGCCGCUAUCGCCGAGAUUAACCGGCCACUUGGCUUGAUGGAACGGCGUGAUAUGGAAGACAACGAGCCCUUGAGUCGACGACGUGAUCGACUUCAAGGGAGAGAAGUCGGACCAAUGAAGAGGCCGAGCAUGAUGACACUUGGCCAAGGUCUCCAUAACACGAAUGGUAGUCUCAGAGCACCCAGCCUACAACUUCACGUACAUACCCCAGAGGAAGAAGACAUCGAGGGCGAAACGCUGGGAGAACGCAUGCGGCGCUUGAAGGCCCGCGAGCAAGCCGAUAACCCCCUUCCUCAAGCUAGACCAGUUAGCUCGUCAUUUUCAGCUGAACUUCUAAGCCAGCUAGGUGAUGCAUUCAAGGAGAGCGAAAGCGGUAACAAAGGUCCAGAUAAGCGAGAACCUCAACCAAAGGAGGAAGAAGAGACGUUAGGUCAGCGGCGUCGUCGUUUGCAAGUAGAGCGGGAAGCCUCUGAUCGCGGAAUGACCGCUGCCUUACUCUCGGACGGAGUCAAUAACGCACCGAAACUUACGAAGAGACACUCGCUUGCCGAUGUCCUUGGUACGCAAGGAUCAAAGAUCGUCUUGACCGAUCCUAGGGCGCAAGCAGAGAGAGCAAAGCAAGAAGAGGCUUUCCGAUAUAGACAAGAUCAAGACCAGAAGCUAGCUGUCCUUCGCAGCCAGAUGCCCUCUAACCUAAGCACGCCUAAUUUGAAUCGGCCCGGAGGUUACAUGGCUGGCCGGUUCAACGAUGGUACCGGCGGUGGAACUGGCCAUCUACGAACCAGCACAGCCUUAAGCGGAUAUACUAAUCAAGACAUAGGUGUUGGCGGCGGCAUUGGGAGUGGAAGGAUGACUAGCGGGAUGAUGGGAGCACCGGCCGUAUAUAGUGCCCAGGUAAAUACUCCUUACGGCGUGCAAAUGCAGGCACCUGGUCAAAUGGAUAGAGUAGAACGGUGGAGGCAGAGCAUUCUGCCUUGAGGGGGUUUAUCUAUCCCGUUUUGCUGAACAUAUUCCGCGAAACUCU